GGCUUCCAAGGGCAGUAUGCGGACAGCAAUGUAAACUUGAUCCAAAUCACUAACCUCCGCAGAGGACUCCUGCCGCACCAAAAGUAAACAUCAGCAAAAGGUGCAAGUUAUCAGAAUGGGCCCUGCAAAGGAAAGAUUUGCUCUCAUCACCGGCUGCGGCGAUGGAGGCAUUGGCCAUGCGCUGGCGAACAACUUUGUCCAGAACGGCUUCAUCGUCGUCGCAACCCUGCUGCCGCAUGAGUCUCGAGCCCACCUCGAGCAUGCAAGAAUUCAUGUCAUAGAUCUUGACGUGACCAAGGAGGAACAGAUGCUUCCUUUCAAGAGCACCUUGGAGGACAUUACAGGCGGAGCCCUCGACGUGCUCAUCAACAAUGCGUGAGUUUACAGUUUGUGAUUGAACAGGGGCUGCUGGCUAGGUAGUAAAACCCCUCGCGCUCACGCCUGUCUUACUCUGUACUCUGUACUUGUCUCUAGGGGAAUUUGCUACACCAUGACAGCGGUCGACACGGACGUGAGGCAAGUCGAAAAGAUGUUUGCCGUCAACGUCUUUGGGCCCAUGCGGCUGGUACACCACCUGCACCGGAUGCUCAUUGCCGCUCCGCGCGGUAUCGUGAUAAACAUUGGCUCCAUCGGUGGCGUGUGCCCUUAUGUAUUUGGCGCAUCGUACAACGCCACCAAGGCGGCCCUGCACCACUGGGGGAACACACUACGGGUGGAGAUGAAACCUUUUGGCGUACACGUUGUCAACAUCAUCUCAGGAGAAGUAGCGACAAACAUCCUCAAGAGUGAUGUACGAGACAACCGCACCCUCCCCGAGGGCUCCGUAUACGCGCCAUUGGCGCAGUUGUUCAGGGAUCACAUUAACCGCACGCCUGACGCCAUGUCACCAGACGACUACGCCCGCGGCGUUGUGGCUAUGGUGCAGAGGCGCUCACUGCCUGCAUGGUUCUGGCACGGGAACGCGACAGGUUUCAUUUGGACGCUGGAUACAUUUUUUCCGCGAACGAUUUGGGACUGGCUCUUCACCCGAUGGUUCAAGCUGAAAACCUUGGUGGGCACACAGGGAUGAGCCCGUGUUGACUCCUUGGGAUACGGAUUGGACAGUCGAGUAAAAUUUGUCUCACUAGCUGUUGUUACAAGAUCCUGCAAUCGAAGGCAGGGUGCGGCGCGCAGUAUGUCUGCUUCGAGAACCUGGGAGUAUUUACACUUGAACAAAACUGAAGGAAGCCAGAGAAACCUGCUUGGUAUCUCUUCAAGCACAUGGCAUUUGUUAAAGUUACUUUGUUUCAUCUCAAAUGAAUAUAUGAGCCCCAUGGCUUGACUACCACUAGUAUAUUUAAGCUCUUGCUCUUACACGUACGUGCGUACGCAUCGCCGGGAGCAACCCACGCAGUCUAUGAUCAGGUUCUUGUCGCAACUUUGAAAGCGAGAUUUUGAUAUCUGAUCACCGCUGGCCGGGCAUCAGGGGCAAUUACGCAGGGCAAGGAAGGAAGAUGGCCUAAACGAGCGCGAUGUUUUUCUUUUGGAUAACAUUAUGUUCAGGAUGUGUAACAUUUUGGAUCACUUUUAUUGGACAUAAUGUUUACAACCUUUGAGUUUAGCUUCCACUCCCCCCUUUGGGAUUACAAUACAUUGAAAUCGACUGAUAUCGUCCAC
Messenger RNA from Pyricularia grisea, 1656 nucleotides. RefSeq lists its product as uncharacterized. Lineage: Eukaryota; Fungi; Ascomycota; Sordariomycetes; Magnaporthales; Pyriculariaceae. Gene Ontology annotation, biological process: phosphatidic acid biosynthetic process; triglyceride catabolic process. Gene Ontology annotation, cellular component: endoplasmic reticulum; lipid droplet. The coding region runs from base 116 to 379 and encodes 87 amino acids. The record is from RefSeq and is a predicted model, not a curated record. The transcript has 5 exons. Gene Ontology annotation, molecular function: acylglycerone-phosphate reductase (NADP+) activity; triacylglycerol lipase activity.